GACACAAUGACAUGGAGAGCUGGUGCUCCAUAGUUUCUACUCGCUCUGGCAGCGUGGCCUGGUGACCUGGCGUGGCUGUUCCUAGAAGGUUUAAAACCCAGCGGCAUUUAAUGCCGUGAGACGCAACCUUUCUUGCAAUCUUAUUCAUCCGUAUUUCUAGCUCAUCGAAGAAUGGACCCGAGUUCAGCCCCAAACUGUCCUCCGUCAAUGGCCCGGAGCGGUGAGGACUUAUCCCGUGCUUUCCGGAAUUUGCCGCCGGGGACGUUGGCAGGCCUGGACGCCCUUUGCGACCACAGCUAUUGGUUGUCAGUCAUGCGUCAAGCGGAAAUUGACAUCAGCAACGAGGAUAUUUUUCGAUUCAGGUUUGGGGAGAUAAGCAAAACGGCGUCCAAUCGACUGGCUUUCCUAGCCGGCAGCGGCGAGUUUGGGAAUUUCAACCUGCGCUAUCUCAUCCAGCAGCUUGUGGAGCAAUGCUCAGACAUGCACAGCUACACUCGCAAGCUGGAGAAGUACGUCGUGAAGCUGCAGCGGCGGGUUGAGGAGCUCGAGCAGCAGCCACAGCAGCAUCAGGAAGGCGGUGGCCUCGGCGGCGGCUCACAGCUCCCAGCCGGGCUCUCCUCCGCCUGCAUGCCGCACCCGCCGCCGCCGACCUACCCCCGACCGGACACGUCAACCCUGGUCGCAGCGGCUGCAGCAGCUGCAGCUGCAGCGGGGCACAGCGGCCGCGGGGAGGUGGGGCUGCCGCUGCUGCCGCCCCCCGGCAAGCGCCCCCGGGCCCAGCCGCUGUCGCCCCCAGGGUCAGGGGAGGCGGCUGGAGGGGUGGCGGCAACGCGCAGUUCUGGCGGCGGUGAGGAGUGACGAGAGGGCCUGCUAGCAGCUGUGAGAAAGGCAAACAUUUGCAAUCGCAAUACCAGCAGGACCGUUUUGACGCAUCUCUGCCCUGCGUUCGGUAGACACGAAAGAGAGUGGGUUUUGGAAGGAGGCUCUGCUCUGAGAAGUUUGGCUCUGGCAACAAGAUUGAAUGAAUGGGAAACGGAAGGUCAGAACAUGUGCCAUCCAUAUCGUAAAGGUAUUAGUACAAGAUAUUAGUUUUUCGCAAAAUCCAAAUAACGUUGACUUAGAUAUUCGGAGCUGGUUUGAUGUGUGCCGGAAAGGCCUUUGCAGUGGCAUGGGCCCCUCUGGUGGUGCUGUGUACGGGUCAGCGCUGGGUCACAUCGUUGCUUGCAUGGGCCCUACGGCUAGUAACAUUCGGAUGUCAUGCAAGUUAACAUCGCAAAUGGUGCUCAUGUUGAGAAGGGGAGGAGUUGAGGUAGGGGGCGGAGGAGACCUUGUACAAGCUCAAGAGGCAACGGGGAAAGCUUGGACAGGAGUGGCGGAAUUCGUUGUCUGGG
Molecule: messenger RNA, 1391 nt
Organism: Astrephomene gubernaculifera
Lineage: Eukaryota; Viridiplantae; Chlorophyta; Chlorophyceae; Chlamydomonadales; Astrephomenaceae
Source: the annotation of a GenBank genome assembly